AUGGCGCUAUACGGGACUUCUGACGCCUUAAUGUGCAGGGCAUUCCCAACAACUCUGCGAGGGCCGGCCUGCGCGUGGUACAGCAGCUUGAAGGCCGGGACCGUCGCCUCCUUCAAUCAACUCGCCAAGGAUUUCGAGCUUAACUUCCUGGCUUACGCCCGACCAAAGCCGUCUGUGGCAUUGCUCCUCGGGCUCAACCAGAGGGAGGACGAGCCCCUCUCCCAUUUUGUGAACCGCUUUACGACACAAAUCUGCGGAUUGUCGGAUGCUCACCCCUCUCUCUUAUUGCAGGCAUUCAUGACAGGCUUGCGGCCCUCCAGGUUAUUCUGGUCUCUCAUGGAGCGGCCCCCCACCGCGGUCCCUGAGAUGCUUCAGCGUGCUAGUCAGUUCAUCGCUGCGGAGACUUGGAUGGCUGGGAAGCGGGAGGAGCACAAAAAGGUCAAGUCGGAGCCACCCCGACAGCAACAACCCGCCUCCUCCCGGCAAAAGUUGGACAGAUCCGACCCAAUGCCACCUCUCCCUGCCUUGAAUUCGUCCCGAACCGAAAUAUUCCUUCACGAGAAGGGGAAGGGGCUACUCAAGGACCCUCACCCGAUGAGGAACCCGCGAGAGCUCGUAGAUCGUUCAAAGUACUGCCGAUUCCAUCGGCAGCAUGGGCACGACACUGAGCAGUGCCGCGAGUUGAAGAGGCAAAUUGAGGAGCUCAUCCUCAGAGGUCACCUCGGCCAAUAUCUCCGGCCGAACAAAGAGCUGUCACCUCGCCCGGAGGGCCCUAUCGAGCAACACAUCGAUGUGAUAGCCGGUGGCCCCGCAUCAGGGGGAGGCUCCACGUCGGGCAGAAAAGCGUAUGCCCGAGCCGCUCCAGACGAAGCCUCGGGACACGAGCCCGAGCCCAAGAUAACCUCCCGACCGGAGCGUCCGAGCAACCCGACCAUGACGACGCCCUUGUGA
Molecule: messenger RNA, 951 nt
Organism: Musa acuminata AAA Group (dessert banana)
Lineage: Eukaryota; Viridiplantae; Streptophyta; Magnoliopsida; Zingiberales; Musaceae
Exons: 1
Coding region: 1-951 (316 amino acids)
Source: RefSeq, a predicted model, not a curated record